AUGGCAGCCUAUGCUUGGCUCUACUGCGCACUCGCGUUAGGUGCCACUUGGUACCUGCAGAGGUACCUGAGGCAGCGCGAUGCCUAUAGUGUGUUGCGUAACAUUCCUGGACCUCCAUCGUACUCUUGGGCCAAAGGUCACAUUAACCAGUACUUUAAUCCUCGCGGGCAAGCGUUUCACGAAGAGGUGGCACUCAACUAUGGUUCAGUCGUUAAACUCGACGGGAUGUUCGGAAGCAAACUAUUCUACGUGGCGGAUCCCAAAGCAUUGCAUACGAUCCUCAUCAAAGAGGAGAAUACCUGGGAGGAGCCAGAUGCAUUCUUAGCUCUGAAUCAGUUGAUGUUCGGAGACUGUCUUGUGGGAACUCUAGGCGAACACCAUCGCCGGCAGAGGAAGAUGUUAAAUCCAGUAUUCUCUGUCAAUCACAUGCGUCACAUGCUUCCUAUCUUCUACAACGUGAUCCUUAAGCUCAGAGAGGUUAUUCUAGCUAAGGUAAAAGCCGGGGAGAGCGAAAUUGAUGUGUUGGAGUGGAGUGGUCGCGCGGCGCUGGAGCUCAUUGGACAGGGUGGUCUUGGAUACUCCUUUGAUCCUUUGUUGGUGAACUCGGAGUCAAGAAACGAGUAUGGAGACGCCUUGAAGUCCUGCUUCCCCGCCCUAUCGAAGGUGGAUAUAUUGCGUCGAUACGCCCACUACCUCAUCAAGAUGGGCCCACGCUGGUUUCGCCGAUCUGUUGUGGACAUGUAUCCCAAUCCCGAUGUACAGAAUAUCAAGGAGGUCGUCGACACGAUGAGCGCAAAGUCAUACGAGAUCUUCAACCAGAAGAAAGUUGCACUGAAGCGUGGCGACGAGGCCGUGCUCCGUCAGGUGGGAGAAGGGAAAGACAUCAUGAGCAUCCUCAUCAAGGCGAACACGGCGGCAUCUGAGGACGAGCGGCUUCCUGAGAGUGAAUUGAUUGCACAAAUGUCAUUACUGGUGUUCGCCGCAACGGAUACUACUUCCAACACGUUGGCGCGCAUCUUGCAAUUGCUUGCCGAACAUCAGGAAAUCCAGGUCAAGCUACGUGAUGAAAUCCUUCAAUCUAGCGCAGGUGGCAACGAUAUCUCGUACGAAGAGCUCAACAGGCUUCCAUUGCUGGACGCUGUCUGUCGCGAGACUCUGAGGCUAUUUCCACCAGUCACGACGCUCCGGCGUGUCCCGAGGAAGGACUCAGUUCUCCCCCUAUCUGAGCCUAUCUACGGCGUAGACGGGCGCGUGAUCAAUGAAAUUCCUGUCGCGAAGGGUACAGAUGUUAUCAUCGGCACAUAUGGAGUUAACGUACGCAAGCAACUAUGGGGAGAGGACUCUCUUGAGUGGAAACCAGAGCGAUGGCUUUCUCCCUUGCCUAGUGCAGUAACGGCUGCAGCGAUCCCAGGCGUGUAUUCCAACAUCAUGACGUUCCUCGGCGGAAAGCGAGCAUGCAUUGGCUUCAAGUUCUCAGAGAUGGAGAUGAAGGUUGUGCUGGCGGUCAUGCUGUCGACCUUCACAUUUGAAAGGACAGAGAAGGUAAUCCAGUGGAAUAUCGCAGGUGUAUCGUACCCAACCGUCGAGGGAAACAGCCAGCCGCAGUUGCCUCUAAAGAUGGGACUUUAUAGGCCUUGA
Messenger RNA from Postia placenta MAD-698-R-SB12, 1638 nucleotides. RefSeq lists its product as hypothetical. The transcript has 14 exons. The coding region runs from base 1 to 1638 and encodes 545 amino acids. Lineage: Eukaryota; Fungi; Basidiomycota; Agaricomycetes; Polyporales; Adustoporiaceae. Gene Ontology annotation, molecular function: oxidoreductase activity, acting on paired donors, with incorporation or reduction of molecular oxygen; heme binding; iron ion binding. The record is from RefSeq and is a predicted model, not a curated record.